AUGGCGUCAAAUAUCAUAAAACCAGCGUAUGCUUACACCGUUGUGUACGUUAGGGACGUCGCAAAAUCCGUAGAAUUCUACUCGAGAGCCUUUGGUUACAACGUUCGUCGUCUUGACGAGUCCCACAGGUGGGGGGAGCUAGAGAGCGGGCAAAAAACGAUAGCAUUCACACUGCUUCACCAGCAUGAGACGGAUGACCUAACCGGUAAAGUUCAGUCUACGCGUUCAGACAGUGAGAGAGCACCCCUCGAAGUCUGCUUCUGUUACCCUGAUGUUGAUGCAGCCUUCAAGAGGGCUGUGGAAAAUGGUGCGGUGGCAGUGAGCGAGCCUGAGGACAAGGAAUGGGGCCAAAAGGUUGGAUACGUUCGAGACAUUGAUGGCAUCGUUGUACGCAUCGGAAGCCAUGUUAAGUGA
This is a messenger RNA of Eruca vesicaria subsp. sativa (arugula), 414 nucleotides long. The record is from the annotation of a GenBank genome assembly. NCBI's taxonomy places the organism in Eukaryota, Viridiplantae, Streptophyta, Magnoliopsida, Brassicales, Brassicaceae.